Molecule: messenger RNA, 1167 nt
Organism: Lodderomyces orthopsilosis Co 90-125
Lineage: Eukaryota; Fungi; Ascomycota; Pichiomycetes; Serinales; Debaryomycetaceae
Gene: PTH1
Product: putative phosphatidate cytidylyltransferase
Exons: 1
Coding region: 1-1167 (388 amino acids)
Biological process (GO): CDP-diacylglycerol biosynthetic process; cardiolipin biosynthetic process
Cellular component (GO): mitochondrion
Molecular function (GO): phosphatidate cytidylyltransferase activity
Source: RefSeq, a predicted model, not a curated record
AUGAGUCACCGGAGGAUUAUGUCACGAAUAUGCUUACAGCGAGUAAAUAUUGGUGGGUUCCGUUCCUUUCACUAUACUUCGCCUCGUCUUUCGACAUUUGUUUCCUCAACAACACCUUACUCUGACAAAUACUACAAACCAAUUAUUACGGAAGGGGCAGCUGGAUUUGACAAAUUAGUGAUUCCCAAAGAUUUCUGUGCUGAUAAUCAGAGCUUGACGACAGAAACCCAAGAGCAGUUGGUGGAAAUAGUCAACACAUUUGAUGCAGAGAUUUCUGCAGCGGUGGGAUAUGGUUCAGGAAUACUUCCUCAAAAUGGGUACGAUAAACCAGACAAAGAAAAGCAAUUGGAUUUCAUCUUUCUAGUUGAUGAGACGACCAAAUUUCAUCAACAAAACACCAAGCAGAAUCCAUCUCACUAUUCUACAAAAUCACAAACAUUGAUUAACUUCUUUCAAGGAAGUGGUAUCUAUUUCAACCCUUAUAUCCUUAUCAAAGACAAGUUGACUAAAUAUGGGGUGACGUCGAAGAAGUCUGCAUUUAUGGACCUAAGCGAAUGGAGCUCGUUAUACUUUGCAGGAAGAAUGCAAAAACCAGUUAAUUACAUCAAAGAGGACGACAUGUUGAAGUUUCUCAAUCAAUAUAAUUUGAAAAAUGCCAUGACUAUUGCCAUAUUCCUCAUACAAUCAAAUCAAUUUACUGAGAGGCAAUUGUACGAACAAAUUACAAGCAUAUCAUAUCUCGGAGACUUUAGAAUGUACAUUGGCGGUGAAAACCCAAACAAGGUGCGAAACAUAGUGUCGAAGCAAUUUCAGUAUUUCAAAAAGUUGUAUGAUCCUAUAUUGCAGUAUUUUAUCAGAAGAAACUAUCUUAUCAUUACCGAUAAUGAUGCAACGAAUCGCACCUUCAAGACUAACCUCACAACGAACACCCGGAUCAAUUUGAUCUCGAGUCUACCAUUGAAAUUUCGUACUCAGCUUUAUAGCAAAUACCCAGAGUCUUCUGUCAAGGAAAUAGCUAGAGACGAAAAACUACCCGAAAACAUAAAGAGUUUGAUUACUUCCACCAUAAUCUAUAGCUCCAUCAUUCAAGGUUUUAAAGGCUUGUUCACAGCAGGGCUAUUGAAAUCAAUGAAAUACUCUUUAGCAAAAAAGAGAAAGAGUGUUUGA